AUGAAUGAAAAAAGCCCGAAACGCACCCCCAGAGCGCGACCGAGUGAAAUUGAAAAUUGUCUGGGCUACUUCUGGCAGAAGGGAUGGGGUUUGCCAAGCGUCGGUGGAAAGAAGCCGCCUCCUGCCCACAGGUGGUGUCGUUCUGUCGGGUUUCGUGCCCACGCCCGAAAAAAAGAGGUUCAAAAGGGUCCCGCGCAGGAUAGCGAGGAACGCCCCCAACGGAGGAGGGAAAUGGACAUUUUCGGUGAAGGCGGCCGGAAAAGAGAUGAAGAAAAAGAAAAAGAUGAACACAUCAACCGGGAAAAACGCUUAACAUGUUUAGUGCCCGCGGGAAAUGGCGUCGCCACCCGUUAA
Messenger RNA from Trypanosoma theileri, 354 nucleotides. RefSeq lists its product as uncharacterized. The transcript has a single exon. The record is from RefSeq and is a predicted model, not a curated record. The coding region runs from base 1 to 354 and encodes 117 amino acids. Lineage: Eukaryota; Euglenozoa; Kinetoplastea; Trypanosomatida; Trypanosomatidae.